Messenger RNA from Saitoella complicata NRRL Y-17804, 480 nucleotides. Its product is annotated as Prefoldin alpha subunit. The record is from RefSeq and is a predicted model, not a curated record. The transcript is spliced from 4 exons. Gene Ontology annotation, biological process: regulation of DNA-templated transcription; protein folding. Lineage: Eukaryota; Fungi; Ascomycota; Saitoellomycetes; Saitoellales; Saitoellaceae. Bases 1 to 480 code for a protein of 159 amino acids. Gene Ontology annotation, cellular component: cytoplasm; prefoldin complex.
AUGGCAUCAAAACCUCAGACGCAAACAAUUGAUCUCUCUCAGCUCGGCCUUCAGCAAUUGUCUGAAGUCAAGAAACAACUCGAUGAGGAGCUGGAACAUCUUACGAACUCGUUUACACAACUACGUUUAGCGCGCCAGAAGUUCCAGGACUGUAUCGCCGCGAUUCAGGCAGGGAUCAAGCCUGAGAAUGAGAACAAAGAUAUCCUCGUACCACUGACAUCGUCUCUGUACGUCCCCGGAAAACUCACCGAGCCGGAUGCUGUCAUUGUCGACGUUGGCACAGGAUACUACGUCGAGAAGACCAGCGCGGAUGCCACCAAGUUCUACCAGGAGAAGUGUAACUUCAUUGAGACCAAUAUGAAGGAGUUGGAGAAGGUGGUACAGCAGAAGAGUGCGAACCUUCGUGCGAUUACGGAGGUGAUGAGUGAGAAGAUGCGUAUGGGUCAGAGCGCGUUGAAGCAAGAGGAGGCAGAAGCAUGA